UGUUUACUUUCUACGAACCAUAUUCGCACAAAGACGAAACUGAUAGGGGCGACUCAGCUUAAUGUAGUCACAUAAGGGAGCAACAAAGUUAUGGAUGUCAGAUUAGCGUGCUAUUUUUUUCUUCAAAAGCAAACAGUGGGGGCCUCAUGGGUCUCUUCUUCUUCUUCUUCUUCUUCUUCUUCUUCUUCUCAAAAACCCCAUUUCCCAUUUCAAUUUCCAUUACCCAAUUCAGGGUUUUGAGUAAUUUCCCCUUCUCCAAAGUUUCCUCGGUGGUGGGGGCGGUGGUGCUGAUUCAUAGGGUGAAGGGGUUGCCGUGAAAGAGAUAAAGAGAACAUUCUGAGGUUGGCCUUUUGUGUUUGUGUAGCUGUGGUGGCUGUCAAACAUGAGGCACAGCUCAUUUCUUUGAUGGGUUCCCCUUUAUCUUUACCUUUACCUUUACUUUUUGCUGUUUUUCUUUCUUUCUUGUCUCUGUGGCCUGUGGGGUUCUUUCACAAUAUCACUCCUCGCUUCUCUCAACAAUGUUUCUGAUUGUUGUGCCCAUCGAUAUUUGAUUCUUCGUGUUUGAUAAUCCACUUACUCCUCUUUCGUCCUUUUUUAGCCUACCCCAUUUCCCCUUUUGUUUUCUUUUCCAGAGAUUUUCCGAAUCGAUUCAGCUUCUUCAGCUCUCACUUGUUUGGUAACUCUUAUUUUUGUGUCUUCCAUUCGUUGAACCUGUGUAAUAUCUUGAUUCGAAGAAUUUUCAUAAGGGUUUAAUAAAAGGAUCCAUGUGAUUCUCUUGAUUUCUUCUUCUCAAUUUUAGUUUCAGUCCUCAGUUGUAACAACUUGGGUGUGCUGUGUCUAUAUUCUCAACUUACAAUGGAUGUCUGUAUUUGCAGUUUCAGGUGUUGAGCUUUCUAAUCCAAGUGGAGAAACUAAGGAAAAGCUUGAGGAAGACCAGUGGACUGGGAAUUUUGAGUUGCGAGACUCUGCAGAUUGGAGAGGAUUUUUGGUGUUUGACCCACUGGAAAGGAAAGGAAAAAAGUAAAAAAAGAACCAACAAGGAAGACAAAAUCUAGAAGGGAAGGAUAAACAAAUAAGGGAAAGGACGGUGGUGUCAGGUAUUAGCAAGUGGGGGUGUCUCCAGCUUUGCGAAUGAUAUACGUUUUAAGAGUGUUUUCAUAGUAAUGUCACACCCAUUCGACCCUCUAUCUCCGGGGUCCUUGGGAAGUGUUACUCCUUGAGGAAGCAAUCUCUUGUUUACAACUUCUUUAGUUUCAGGCUUGUGUUUCUUUGAUUAAAUUACCAAAACCCCACUUUUUUUUUUCUCCUUUGUUUGUUGAAAAGAUUCGGUCACACUAGGAAAAACAAGACCACCCCCAGAUUUGCUUAUCCCUUUUAUUCCUUCACCAUAAUAGAUCCAGUCAAUUUUUAGCCUUUCAUUCCACUCCUUUGGUUUGUCUUCUUCUUCCUUGGAUAUAUUCUUUCUGGGUUUGUUGUUGAUUGAAAUAAACAAUCUUGAAGAAGAGAAAGAAAACAGAUACUGAGAUCCAUUUUCUUGACCAAGAACAUGAAGUUUAUGAAACUUGGAUCCAAGCCUGAUGCAUUUCAGACUGAUGGUGAUAAAAUUAGGUAUGUAGCGACUGAGUUGGCUACUGACAUCGUUGUCAAUGUCGGGGACGUGAAGUUUUAUCUGCAUAAGUUUCCUCUUCUGUCGAAAAGUGCCCGAUUGCAAAAGUUAGUCUCUUUGUCGAAUGAAGAAAAUAGUGAUGAAAUACAUAUCCUGGAUAUUCCUGGUGGAGCGGCUGCUUUUGAAAUUUGUGCCAAGUUCUGUUAUGGUAUGAUUGUCACCCUCAAUGCAUACAAUGUCAUUGCUGCUAGAUGUGCUGCUGAAUAUCUCGAGAUGUAUGAAACCAUUGAGAAAGGGAAUCUCAUCUACAAGAUUGAAGUCUUUCUCAACUCAAGCAUCUUUAGAAGUUGGAAGGACUCAAUAAUUGUUCUUCAGACAACCAAGUCUCUUCUUCCAUGGUCUGAGGAACUUAAGGUGGUCAAUCACUGCCUUGAUUCUAUAGCUUCCAAGGCAUGCAUCGAUACUUCAAAGGUCGAAUGGUCAUACACCUAUAAUAGGAAGAAGCUUCCAUCUGAAAAUGGGGAUGAUUCUCAUUGGAAUGGUGUGAGAACACAAAAACUUGUUCCAAAGGACUGGUGGGUUGAAGAUCUCUGUGAGCUUCAAGUUGACUUAUACAAGCGAGCAAUAAUGACAAUUAAGACGAGGGGCAGAAUCAGUGGUGAUGUAAUUGGAGAAGCUUUGAAAGCAUAUGCCUCAAGGAGGUUACCCGGGUUUUCUAAAGGUAUGGUCCAAGGUGGUGAUAUUGCAAAAAAUAGACUACUGGUGGACACAAUAGUUCAGCUUCUUCCCUCAGGGAAGGGGGAAGUUUCUUGUAACUUCUUGCUAAAAUUGUUAAAAGCAGUAAUUCUGCUAGAUUGUGGAGAGAUGGGAAAAAUUGAACUUAUGAAAAGAAUUGGUCAGCAGCUUGAUGAGGCCACAGUGGCUGAUCUUUUGGUUCGAGCUCCCGCCGGUGAAACAACUAUUUACGAUGUUGAUAUGGUACAAAACCUGGUUGAGGAGUUUGUCACACAGGUGCAGAAUGUCCACACUGAUCUUCACAUGGAGAAUGAGUAUCAUGAGAUCAGAAGCCCCAAGUUUGUUUCUGAUGCUUCCAAGUUGAUGGUUGCAAAACUGGUUGAUGGUUAUCUUGCUGAAGUUGCUCGUGAUCCCAACUUACCUCUAACAAAAUUUCUACGUCUUGCUGAAUCGGUUUCGAGCUUCUCCAGACCAUCUCAUGAUGGACUAUACCGAGCUAUCGAUAUGUAUCUCAAGGAACACCCUGGAAUCAGCAAGAGCGAGCGUAAGAAAAUAUGUCGAUUGAUGGACUGUAGAAAAUUGUCCCCUGAUGCGUGUUUGCAUGCCGUGCAAAACGAGAGGCUACCCUUGCGAGUUGUUGUUCAGGUCCUCUUCUUUGAACAAAUGAGAGCUUCAGCAGCAUCAGCUGGUGACAGCACACCUGAUCUACCGAGUACAAUUAGGGCUUUACUACCAGGAAGUGGAUCUCAUGGAAGCUCACGGUCUACAACCACAAACACCGAGGACGACUGGGAUGCCAUACCAACUAUUGAAGAAAUUAGGGCAUUAAAGGGAGAGCUUGCUGCUCUAAAGCUCGGAAAUGGCGAUAGAAAUGGAAGCGACAUUGCUAAAAACAAUGCCGAAAAGGUAUCAGGGAAUAAAAUGAAGGGCAUGCUCAUAUCAAAGAAGAUCUUCUCGAAACUCUGGUCGAACAAAGACAGAAAUGGAGAGAUCAGUAGCUCUGAGACAUCAGAAAGCCCGGGUUCUUCGAACGCAGAGGAAACUAAAUCAACCCCCUCAAGAAGCCUGAGGCAUUCAAUUUCUUAAUUCAAACACGGUCUACAAAUUGUAGUGAUUGUUUUUGGUUGGCAAUCUGUAAAAUUUCUCUUUUGACAGUUAGAAGAACAAGUAGAAUCCGCUGACAUAUUCCACCAUGACAAAGGAGAAUUUGAUCGUAUGAUGUGAAUGUAAAAGCUCCUCCUGGGUCUAUGUGUUUUCUUACACCUGAAUUCAUGUAGGAAUCAUUAGUCUAUGUUUCUUUUUUUUCUUUUUUGGUUUUAUGGAUCCGUAAGUUAUAUUUUUGUUGUACCAUAAAUCAGAAAUAACGUUGUGAGGAAUGUCAGAGACUGUGCUUCAUCACAAUUUUGA
Messenger RNA from Cucumis melo (muskmelon), 3748 nucleotides. Its product is annotated as BTB/POZ domain-containing protein NPY4. Bases 1547 to 3427 code for a protein of 626 amino acids. The record is from RefSeq and is a predicted model, not a curated record. Gene Ontology annotation, molecular function: protein binding. The transcript is spliced from 5 exons. Lineage: Eukaryota; Viridiplantae; Streptophyta; Magnoliopsida; Cucurbitales; Cucurbitaceae.